CUGUCACUAUCCGGUGUCCAGCUCAGCUGCCUUUCGGCCUAUACCCUCGUGACUUCGCGAAUCGUUCUGUUCAUUUUUUUUACUUUUGUGGAUAAUGUGGGGCCCGGAAGAACAUGAGGGAGCAGCCACGUCAGACGUCUGGAUGGGGCUCACGCGCGUUCUGGAUAUAAUUCCUUUUUUCCCCAAACAAAUAUUGAAGCAAAACUGGAUAAGGGUUUCAUUUAUUAUUAUCUGUUCUGCCGCACAAAGUAAUUGUUUAUUGCCAUGUUGGUCCCUAACAUGCAUUAGUUUGACGAAUUGAUCCUUUCUGAGUUCGGACUUUUGGAUUUCGUUCACACUGUUCAAUCUCACCCAAAAUGCCCCUUAUUUUUUUUUUUAAUGGGGGAUAUCAAUUUUAUUAAUUGGAAAAGGAGGAUACAAAGCAAGAGAUUAGGAGGUAGAUGCCGACUACGAGACUGCCCAUUACUUGGUAUUCAGUUAACAAGAGAUUAAGUGAGCAACGAGAGUAAUCCUGAAAAACCAAGUUUAGGUUGACUGAGGAUUGCUAUUUAUCACAUAGUGAGGAAAGACACGAGUUUGUGGCCUUUGGGUCGUGUACUAUGUUUACUUAACUGUAAUUUUCAAAAUUUUCUCAAUAAAUAGUGUUAUAUCCGUCCUAGACUCGUAGUCACGGAUACUAAGUAACACUCCAGAAUCAAUUCUGAUUUCAAUUAAAAAAAAUUAUAUAUUCUAUAAUAUCAGAUCGUGUAAAUUUAGUACGGUAUUCAAUAUAUAUCUCAAAAAUACUUUGUACCAAACUUUUAAUGAACAUAAUAUUCUAAUGUAUUAAAAACCGGUUCAACAUUUUUUUUAAGCAACUCAAGUUAUUAUUUGAACGCGUUCAAACAUGUAUUGGUAAAGGAAAAACGCCUAGUCAACCAAGAUUCAUGACUAAUCAAAGUGAAAUGUACACCUUUUGUUAAUUAUUACAUGGACGGUGAUCGUGGGUAUACAAAAUAUAUAUUUAUAUAUGUAUGACUAUUAUGCAGCUAACGGUUGAUGAACGUAAACUAAGAAACAAUUAUUUAUUUUUUAUUUUUUUGGUAGAGAGAUCGAUAUCAGAAGGUGGAGUGGAUUUGAAGAUAAGGUUUUGAGGUUGGCUGGCUCUCAUGAUGCACGCGUGAAAGUAGUAAAAAUUUAGUUGAAUGUAGAAUUAGUAGGUCGGCUAUGGUAUAUAUAUGUAUAUACUUUUUCUAUUGAGGUAUUUUAACAGCUACGUAUACACAUGCAUGCAUGUUGGCAUAUUAUUAACAUUUAUAAACAAGUCGAGUUAUUGGAAUUAGUGGAUUUAUAAUAUGGCAUUAUAACAGGGUUGUUGUUAUUAAGGUAACGUAUUCAAGUUCUCACGAACUUCCAAUAUUAAUCAUUGUCUUUAAAAGAACAUUUAGUAAUGGUGGGCAUGUGCAAACUCCAAACCCAUGAGCUGACUUUCGUUUAAGAGGGAGUGUAUAAAAUCUUUAUGUGGUCCUAUCACACACAACUCGAGUUAUUGGUUGGGACAGAUUGAUUUAUGAUAAGUCUGGAUGGGUUUCGGUUCGCAGAUUGUUGAACCAAAUCUGAACUCUAAUCCAUAAUGGAUUUUGUGAAAAAAAUCCAUUGUCCGGCCAUUGUUUGCUUCAAGCAUUUAGAGGUAACAAAUCUGUGGGACCCAUAGACUAUGAGGGUCCAAAUCCAUGGGCCCCACGGAUUUGAAAAUCUCACCUCUUAAUUAGGUGGGAAUUGAUCAUAUGGACGAAGUCCAUCAUUUUUUUACCAAUCUAGUACUCCUCAUAUUUCUUUCUCUUCUUCUAUCAUUAAGGGCAAUAAAGGUAAAUUUCACUUUUUACUUGCAAAUAUAAUUAACAAAAUCUAUCAUAAAAUCUAUGAAACAAACGAUGAUAUUUUUCCAAUCUAUAAUGAACCCAAAACCCUCAUAUAUGCAUGGUUUUUCAAAACCCAAAUUGUACCAAAACCUUUAUUUUCACGAAGGCGAACGACUCCAUAACAUCUUACCGGUUUCGAUUAUGGUUCGAACCCGGUCACGAGUUCACAAAGUACGGUUCGGUUAAGGGGUACAUACAUGGUGACCCACCCACUAAGAAGAGGAAGAGACACCAUGCAUGGAUUGGAUUGGUCAGCCGAGUCGAAAGUUAAAGCCAAGGUUGUCAAACCGGUUUAUACCGUUGAGCCGGUUUGGCAAGUGGAAUGGUACGACCGGUGGUAUAACCAGUUUGUGCCGGUUCAUGCCGGUUUAAAAAAAUGUGAAAACAAUUAAUAUCCAAUGUAUCUAAUCAUAUAUAAAACAUAUUUGUGGACAAUUUAGUUACAAUCCAACAAAUAUCAUCAACUUUUAACUAUUACAUUCAUAAAAUGAAUACUAAAUUAAUUUUUUUAUUUAUUAAAUUCAUUAAAAUGACGUCAUUUUACUUAGAAUGGUUAAGUCGAUCAUACCGGUCAUAUCGGUGGUGUCAUGCCGGUUUCAUGACCGACACAUGUUGAACCAGGUUCAACCGGGUGGCAUGCCACCGUCAUGACAACCAUGGUUAAAGCUCAUUGCCCCUCCAUUCUGUCACAAACCAAACACGCCACGUUUCUCUCUUCUUCUUAUUCUUCUUCUUCUGUAUAUAUAUUUUUUACUGUCUUUCUUUUAUUUAAAAAAAAAGCACAAAUAUCCCACGUGGAUUUUUCAAUCCAUCACUUCAUUUUCAUAACCCAUCAAUCAAUCACCACCAUUUGCUGCCCGAUACCCUCUCCUAGAUUUCAUUCAAAGCACGAGAUGAAUAUCGAUCAAUAUAGAGAGAUGUCCCAAAAAUAUAAUUGUGAGAAAAGGAAAAGGAAAAGGAAAAGAGAAGCCACAACCAUUCUAUCCUUAUAAUAUGGAUGAUAUGUGAUCCAUCACCUCAAAUCAAUAUAUAUGUGUACCAUGAAAACAAUGAGGAUUAUGUGUAUACAUAUAGUCUCAAAUCAAAUCAUGGUUUAAAAAUUGAUGGAUAAUCAUUGUGAAAUGAAGAGAAACUGACUAAUGAAGCUAAGAAAAACGAGAAAAAAUGUAUGUGAAUCGCGUUGUGCUGAUCACAAUAGAUUUCAUGUAAUCUCAAAUCUGAUUGAUUUGAGAGAGAAUGUAAGGAUUAUGGGUUGAGAAUACGAGGUGAGAUCAGUGUAUGUGAAGGAGUGAAAGAAGAAUCAUGUACACCCCCCUCCCUACAUAGGGUGAAGAUACAUACCUCUUGACCCCAAACAUAUAUGUAGCCCUAGUCGGGUGAAUAGCUGGGUUAAAUUUGUCAUCGUCGCUCUGAUGACUUGCAACCGAGAUGCUUAAGCUAAAAGGCUAUUUAAGCUACAUAGAGGAUCAGGAGGUAUCAAUCCUUAGAGAGACAAAAAUGCAUUCAGGUUGUCUACGAUGUCGUCUCUUUGGUUUGAAGGAUGAUAAUCAAACGAAUUUUUAUACAAAUAGACUCAAACAAACAAGAAAUGCAACAAAAUCUUAUACAAUAUGGUUCUCAUCAUUCUUUAAUAACCUUAAAAUUCCAACAACUUGAUACAGUAACUUGUAAGACGGAGAUUCAUCAUGAAUCUCCAUAAAAACCUGGAUAAUUAAUAAAAUUGAGAUUUUUUUGAAGAUUCUUUUAAGAUAUAAUAAACCCAUUUUGGUGAAAUUUGACAACUAAUGGCUAGCUUGUACUUACAAAGAAAUAAUUAAUUAACGGAUUGAUUGAAACAUAAAUAGGGAAGUCCAUAAUUGUGAGUAUAUACCCAUUUAAAACCAUUGCUCUUAGCUGGACAGCUUAUCCAUUAACCCUUCUCUCGAAGUUUCCUCCCUCGACAAAAAGCUUUUCACCGUACCCUCAAUUUCCCCACUUUGGUAAGUUUAUUACUAUUGUUUCAUAUUAAGGAUACAUUUAGGAUUUUAUCUUAUAAGUUAUAAUAACUGUCGAAUUUGUAUAAUAAAUAACAGUAAAAAACCUCCCAUCCCCCUUUUUCCCUUUUCAAUUUUUUUUUAAUCACAGUAUGUAACAUUGAACCUGUAACAGAAAGGCCAAUUAAGUGGUAGUGUUCAUAUCGUUCUAUAGAUUAAUAAUAAGGAUAAUAAAGUGAGUAAAUAAUUAAAUAUUAAUUGGUUUAAAAAAUGAAAGAGUAAAGAAAUGGGUGCAAGUCCCAUUGCUGCGUUGUUGUUGGUCGAACUUAUCCUAUUAUAGUGAAAGUCUGAAAGACCGACUUCCUUUAUAUUAUUUUUAAGAUUAAACAUGGUGGUGGUAGUGCAAAUAAAGUUUGACCCAAAAAAAUCACUCUAUGGAUAAUGUAAUUUAGAAUAUGGUGUAUUUUUUUUCCCCCUUUCCAAUGUUAAUACUCAAUACAUGUAUUGUACAAUUACGAUUCUAAACUAUCAGGUAUUUAGAUUUUAAAUGAGUUGUGAUUUAGUGGGCGAGAAACCUUCUUUUCAUUUUUAUGUUCAAGUUUCGAUAUUUAAUCGUGCUAACAUUUUGUAAAGCAAAAAAUGAAAAACUAACACAAAUGGUUGAUACACUGUUAUCAGGAUUUAAUAGCAAGAUUAUCUUAUGGGUUAAUAACGAGUAUCCAACAAUCCAAAUUUUAUUACAAGCAACAAACUCUAUCUUAUCACAUUAAAACUCAAUAUAUUUUUUUGACAUAAAAUUAAUCGAUUACUCGAACUCCUCAAUCUUUCAUCGGUAUUAGAUUAUUCAUGGUAUGAACAACAAAGAGAAUAUAUCUUGCUUGCUAUGAUUGGUAAAGAUGCUGGAAAAAAAAACCUUGUGUUAGUUUGUGUUUUCACAACCCAUUAUUCGUGCUUUAGUACAAAAUUAUGAAAUAAAUAAAAAAACGCUUUAUCACUUAGUUAGUUCACUUAACCUCAAACUCCCCUUCAAUUCCAACUUUCAAACAAAAAAAACAGCUAUAUUAUUAUUCUCUUUUGUCCAUACUAAUCUCUCAAUUCUCCCACCAAAAUCACUUAUCCAUAUGGAUUAGGAUUGGAUUUUUCUCCUCUUGUCCUUUGAAGUUAACACAGGGAAAAUUCAUCAAUAAAAUUUAAUUUUUAUCACCAAUCCUUAAUUUUUAUUGAUUCUCAUUACCAACUAAUCCUUCUCAUUAUCAUCAUAAUCACUUCAUUUUCAUUAAUAUUAUUUUAAAAUUAAUUAAUUAAAAUCCAAAAAGACCGUUUUUUGUUCUUCCCAUAAAACCUCUUUCUCUCUCUUUCAUAUAUAUUUAAUUUUAUUAUAAAACCUCCAACCCACAUAAAAAAAAAAUUCUCCCAUUCUUCUUUCCUUCUUCCUUCCCCCUUUUCCUCUGUUCUUCUUCUCUGAUGCGAUUUUUCAGCUGAACCAAAAAAAUGUUGUCUCAGUCUUGCAUAGAGUGUCUGAGUUUAAUCUCCGUCGACGAUUUCCGCAUCAUCAAUCGCCGGCCGACUCCCGCGGCCAUCAAGCUCCCUUCUUCACCCCCUUCUUCAGUCCCCACCCAACAGCAGCAGCAACAACAACAACCCAGAUGCCCGCCUUCUCCGGCCGCCGCGCCGCCGUCGCCGGAGCGCCGGGUUGUGGUGGCGAACCACCUCCCCAUCCGGGCCAUACCCGACCCGAACAAGCUCUCCACGGCGCCGUGGCGGUUCGAGCUCGACGAGGACUCCCUCUACCUCCAGCUCCGCGACGGUUUCUCGCCGGAAACAGAGGUCUGGUACGUCGGAUGCCUGAAGCCCGAAAUCGACCCGAAACAUCAGGAGGAGAUUUCACAGACGCUGGCGGAGAAUUUCCGGUGCGUCCCCGUUUUCCUGCCGCCCGAUGUGCUCAACAAUUUCUACCACGGCUUCUGUAAGCACUACCUCUGGCCCCUGUUUCACUAUAUGUUGCCCAUCUCGCCGGCGCACGGCGGCGCCGCCCGAUUCGACCGGAAGAAUUGGCAGGCAUACGUCUCGGCGAACAAAAUCUUCGCGCAGAGAGUGGUAGAAGUGCUGAAUCCGGAGGAGGAUUCGGUUUGGAUCCACGAUUACCAUCUCUUGCUCCUCCCCACUUUUCUCAGAAAAAAGUACCACAGAGUGAAAUUGGGGUUCUUUCUCCACAGCCCAUUUCCCUCAUCGGAAAUCUACAGGACGAUUCCCGUGAGGGAGGAGAUUCUCCGGGCUCUGCUCAAUUGCGAUUUGGUAGGGUUCCACACUUUCGAUUACGCCCGCCAUUUCCUGUCCUGCUGCAGCAGAAUGCUGGGGCUGGAUUACGAAUCGAAGAGAGGGUAUAUUGGAUUGGAGUAUUUUGGGCGAACUGUGAGCAUCAAAAUCCUGCCCGUGGGGAUUCACAUGGGCCAGCUCGAAUCGCAUCUCAACGGCGGGGAGAUCGUGGAGAAGGUGAAGCAGCUGAGAGACAAGUACAAGGGGAAGACCUUGAUUGUUGGGGUCGACGAUUUGGACAUCUUCAAAGGGAUCAGCCUCAAGUUUCUGGCAAUGGGGAGAUUGCUGGAGCAGAAUCCGGAUUUGAGAGGCAGAGUUGUUCUUGUCCAGAUUUGUAACCCAGCAAGGAGCAAAGGGAAAGAUGUCAGAGAAGUGGAGGACGAGAUCAAUUCGGUGGCGAAUUCGGUGAAUCGGAGGUUUGGGAAAUCAGCAGAGGGUUACAGUCCGAUUGUGUUCAUCAAUGGUGGUGCUCUGACAACUCUGGAGAAAGCUGCUUACUAUGCAGUUGCAGAAUGCUGCGUAGUGAAUUGCAUUAGGGAUGGUAUGAAUUUGGUUUCUUACAAGUACACAGUUUGUAGGCAGGGGAGCCCUGUUUUGGAUCAAAUGUGUGACAAGAUCGAGAAGAAGAAGAAGAGCGUCUUGAUCGUUUCGGAGUUCAUCGGGUGCUCCCCGUCGCUCAGCGGCGCGAUCAGGGUGAACCCGUGGAACAUCGAGGCGGUCGCGAUCGCGAUGUCGGAGGCGAUCACGAUGAAGGACGACGAGAAGACGAUGCGCCACGAGAAGCACUACAAGUACAUCAGCUCCCACGACGUGGCCUACUGGGCGAGGAGCUUCGACCAGGACCUCGAGCGUGCCUGCCGGGACCACUACAACAAGCGGUACUGGGGGGUUGGGUUCGGUCUCGGGUUCAGGAUCGUCGCGCUGGGCCCGAGCUUCAGGAAGCUCGAGAUCGAGCCGAUCCUGACAGCCUACAGGAGGACCUCGACGACGUCGUCGUCCAGCAGGCUCGUCCUGCUGGACUACGACGGCACCAUGACGCCACAGGCGUCCGUCGACAAGUCCCCCAGCGACGAGGUCAUCGCCGUCCUGAACCGACUCUGCGACGACCCCCGGAAUGUCGUGUUCGUCGUCAGCGGGCGGGGGAAGGAGCCGUUGAGCAAGUGGUUCUCCCGGUGUCCGAAAUUGGGGAUUUCUGCGGAGCAUGGUUACUUCACUAGUUGGACGAGGGAAUCGUCGUGGGAGGCGUGCCAUGUGGUGACGGACAGCGACUGGAAGAAGAUAGCGGAGCCGGUGAUGGAGCUCUACACCGAGACGACGGACGGGUCGUUCAUCGAGCACAAGGAGAGCGCAUUGGUGUGGCACUAUCAGGAGGCAGAUGCGCAUUUCGGGCAGAGUCAGGCCAAAGAACUCCUCGAUCACCUCGAGAAUGUGCUCGCCAAUGAGCCUGUUGUUGUCAAGAGAGGACAGCACAUUGUUGAGGUCAAACCCCAGGGAGUGAGUAAAGGCAUCGUGGUGUCGAAUUUGGUCUCGACGAUGCAAAGCGAGGGCAAGUCGCCCGACUUCUUGCUCUGCAUUGGCGACGAUCGAUCCGACGAGGACAUGUUCGAGUCGAUAGCGAGGCAGGUCGAGAACCCCAACUCGCCGUCGAUUGCAGAGGUGUUCGCCUGCACGGUCGGGCAGAAGCCGAGCAUGGCUAAGUAUUACCUUGACGACACUAGUGAAGUGAUCAAGCUGCUUCAAGGGCUUGCCAAUGCUUCUUCGGUAGUAGAGAGACCAUGGAAUCGAGGUUUGUGCAAAGAAGAGGAUGAAAGGUAACCAAACCCUAGCUUCUUAAAAAAAAUGGAGUAUAGAAAGAGAAAGAUGGUUAGGAGAGUUCCAAAAUAGAGAGCCUAAAAUGGUGGUAAAAAAGAAUGAAAGAAAAGGGUAGAUCUUUGUACAGAAGAAGAUGAUGAUGAUGAUAGGUUUACUUGAGCUUACAGCAUGUGGAUUUCUUUUGCCCCCCUGUUUUGUUGUUGGUUUUGUGAUGGGUUUAUACUUAACAAUUCUCAUAUUUGACUGAUUCAUAUAAUCCAUUCUUUUAUUGCAAGAAUUGGUUCCUUUAUUUUGAAGGAUGAUUUUGCACAUUGUUAGUUUUCAAUUAGAUAGGAACACCUACAUUAUAACUACUUUAGUACCACUAAUCCACUAUGUUAUGUUAAGAAACCUAUUAAUAUUUGAAAAUUGAAUUUACGGGUAAGUCUUGAUUUCUUAGUUAUAGAUGAAUUCUUUGUUCGUCGAGAAUCAUCAACUUUUGUCGUAUACUAUAUUACCAAUAGGCAAUAGGUUAAGUACUAGAAAUGAGCAUUUGCUUGUUGUAAUGAAUCAAUGGGGCCAUCUAGUUCCAACGAUAAUACAACAAAAUAACUCUUUUUUAGUUCCUUAAGCUUCUUUCUUUCUUCUUUGGCGGAUUGAUGCAAAGGUUAAUUAGUGUGAAUAUGAUUGGGGAUUGGAUGGGCUUUCUUUAUGUGUUGAUCUAUAAUUAGACCUAUGAGUUAUGUGUAUCAAUCGAAUUCCCCAUGUGAGCCGGGCCGAAGCAUUGUUCAUGUUCUUCAAAGAUUGGGCAUGUGGCCCAAUAACCCGAGCUCCUUGUAAUCUUGUUCUUCCCUCCUCCAAAAUCAAAUGAUUGAGACUCUUGUUAUUGAAACUGAGACCAGAGAGACGUGAGAGAGGGAUGAUGGAUUAUCGUUAGAAGACGGUCGUCUCUUGAAAGGAAAGUACAGGAAAUGUUCACCUUAUAUCCUAUCGGCAAAUAUUCAUCUCGGUUCUGUGUCGUUGUUUCUCGAAACACAACUACGAAUUGUUUGUUUAAGCAAUUUAUACGUACGCAAAUCAGUUCAAGUAACGAAUGUGUUAACGAUCAUACAUGUACCUACUCUAUUGUACUUGAAGAUUUGUGUGUAUCGAUGUAUGUCAAUCGAAACGUAUUGGUCUAUGAAGUAUGAACGAAGUUCCUCAAUAAGUUGAACAUAACGAACACAAACUUGAUCGAUAUCUCCUCCAUCUGUCAUUUGUCAGGGCAUCAGAUUCUGCAACUACGACUACAUGCGCUACACGUGGAGGACGAGAGCCCGUGGGCAUGAGGUCCAAAUGUGUGUGUGAACGAUGAGACAAAAUCGAUCCCGCAACACUUUCACUUUGUAUUCUUGUUUUGUCUUUCCCACACUACCAACAAAGGCCGUACUUAGAAAAAGAGAUCAAGAUUUCCGGCAAAAGAUAAUAAGAGGCUUGAAGUUUGCACAGACAUCAGACACCAUGUGCUAACAAAUGGAGGUUACCAGGAUUCGAACACAAGAUCUUUCGGUUACAAAAAGCUCUGAUACCAUGUCAAGAACCAAUUGAUCCCAAUAACUCGAGUUAUUGAGAGAGUAGGUUCAGUCGUGGAUCAUAUACCACAUACUAACAGUUUAUAGGUUAUAACUUACACAAAUGUAAAUGUUGAGCGACUGCAUGUUGUAAGCAUUACCUUAAACAUACCUUGGAAACUAACUGAAUCCUAUGUUGGGUUACAACUCGACAAACUUGGGGUUUCUGUUCCAAAAUCAAAAUUAAAUCUCGAAAAAUUGUUGUGGCUAAACUAUUUUCUUUUUUCCACGCGAUGAAUCGGAUAAAUCGUGAUUUUGUCAUUGUCUGAGAAACAAACUACAAAAGAAUCUAGCUCAUUUCAAUAAGAUGAACUCAAGAAACUCCAAUGACUCUUUUUUGAGCCAUAAGGGUGAUAAAUCACCCCAAUAGCA
Molecule: messenger RNA, 9963 nt
Organism: Linum trigynum
Lineage: Eukaryota; Viridiplantae; Streptophyta; Magnoliopsida; Malpighiales; Linaceae
Source: the annotation of a GenBank genome assembly